This is a messenger RNA of Hippopotamus amphibius kiboko, 1159 nucleotides long. It is a transcript of the gene MC3R, whose product is annotated as melanocortin 3 receptor. Gene Ontology annotation, biological process: G protein-coupled receptor signaling pathway. Gene Ontology annotation, molecular function: peptide hormone binding; melanocyte-stimulating hormone receptor activity. NCBI's taxonomy places the organism in Eukaryota, Metazoa, Chordata, Mammalia, Artiodactyla, Hippopotamidae. The record is from RefSeq and is a predicted model, not a curated record. Gene Ontology annotation, cellular component: membrane. The transcript has a single exon. The coding region runs from base 113 to 1084 and encodes 323 amino acids.
CGAAACGAGGAUCAGGAGGGAGAUUUUUUCUUUCCUGUAAGCAGCAGCUGCUGCAACAGCCUCUGGACCCUGCUGGAGCCCCCAGUCCGAUCAGAUCAGCCGUCUGUUAGCAAUGAAUGCUUCGUGCUGCCUGCUCUCUGCUCAACCGACGCUGCCUAAUGUCUCAGAGCACCUCGCAGCCCCUUCCUUCAGCAACCAGAGCAGCAACAGCUUCUGCGAGCAGGUCUUCAUCAAGCCUGAGGUCUUCCUGGCUCUGGGCAUCAUCAGCCUGAUGGAGAACAUCCUGGUCAUCCUGGCCGUGGUCAGGAACGACAACCUGCACUCCCCCAUGUACUUCUUCCUCUGCAGCCUGGCCGUGGCCGACAUGCUGGUGAGCGUGUCCAACGCCCUGGAGACCAUCAUGAUCGCCGUGGUCAACAGCGACCACCUGACCUUCGAGGACCAGUUCAUCCAGCACAUGGACAACGUCUUCGACUCCAUGAUCUGCAUCUCCCUGGUGGCUUCCAUCUGCAACCUCUUGGCCAUCGCCGUCGACAGGUACGUCACCAUCUUCUACGCGCUGCGCUACCACAGCAUCAUGACGGUGAGGAAGGCGCUCGGCUUGAUCGCGGCCAUCUGGCUGUGCUGCGGCGUCUGCGGCGUGGUGUUCAUCGUCUACUCCGAGAGCAAGAUGGUCAUCGUGUGCCUCGUCACCAUGUUCCUCGCCAUGCUGCUCCUCAUGGGCACCCUCUACGUGCACAUGUUCCUCUUCGCCCGGCUGCACGUCAAGCGCAUCGCGGCGCUGCCGCCCGCCGACGGGGCAGCCCCGCAGCAGCAUUCGUCCAUGAAGGGGGCCGUCACCAUCACCAUCCUUCUGGGGGUGUUCAUCUUCUGCUGGGCCCCCUUCUUUCUCCACCUGGUCCUCAUCAUAACCUGCCCCACCAACCCCUACUGCGUCUGCUACACCGCCCACUUCAACACCUACCUGGUCCUCAUCAUGUGCAACUCCGUCAUCGACCCCCUGAUCUACGCCUUCCGGAGCCUGGAGCUGCGCAACACCUUCAAGGAGAUUCUCUGCAGCUGCAACGGCCUGAGCUGGGGAUAGGAUGCAGGGCCACGCGAAGGGCUACCGGGCUGAUCACCUCUGACCCUCCAUCCAGCCAAGGUGUUUACAAAGAAA